AUGGACGCCGUGAAGACAGCAUAUCAAACAGCGGAAAAGGUGAUUUUUGGGGAAACACAGGCUCGCAGCUCCGAUGAAGAGCCUGUUUCAGGCGUCCAAGGCGAAGGCACAGCUUCGGACCCAUAUGAUACCGGCAACCUCCAUGGACAAGAGUCGAUUUCUGGAAAACAAAGUCGCGGGACAGCUUCAGGCGUGUAUGAUGAGGGAAACGUACCACAAAUGAAUACGGAGGGCAUGCCCCAAAGCCAGGGCGUUUCAAGCCUAGGCAACGCAGCGCCUGGUGUCGACCAGGGAUCAUUAGGCCAACCUGUAAUGACUGCACCCCAGCUUGAAGAAACGCACCACAACCAAUCCCGCACUCAAAACAUCCUGGAGAAUGAAUCAAAUCGCCCACAUGCGGGUGGCCAGUCAAGCAGCAAAGAAUCGAGCAAGUCUGCCUCGGGUUUAGAGCCGGAAUCACUUUCCAAGGACAAACCCAAUAUGCACUCAAAGACAGGUCUACCCGCCAAUGCACCACAAGAACAGACGAGACCGAAGGCCGUAGAUGAGCCUGAAAAUACUCAACGCGUAGGAGAAGAAAAAAUAAUCCGCACCACUGGCUUCGCCGCGGAAGGAGGGAAUUUUGAUGCUUCAGAGCCUGGAGCUGGAAAGGAAGCAGAGCGCCUUCUCGAAGAGCAGCAGAAAAGAGAUCCAAACUGGAAUGCCAUGAAAUCUGAGCAGCAAAAAGAGCGAGUCGAGGACCACCACGGUGGACUCUGGACGGGGAGCCAUAAGUCUGGGAUAUCUUUGACUAAAGCAAAGGAAAAGUUGCAUCUUGCUAAGCACAAGUAG
Molecule: messenger RNA, 831 nt
Organism: Ophidiomyces ophidiicola
Lineage: Eukaryota; Fungi; Ascomycota; Eurotiomycetes; Onygenales; Onygenaceae
Exons: 3
Coding region: 1-831 (276 amino acids)
Source: RefSeq, a predicted model, not a curated record